Molecule: messenger RNA, 2580 nt
Organism: Echinostoma caproni
Lineage: Eukaryota; Metazoa; Platyhelminthes; Trematoda; Plagiorchiida; Echinostomatidae
Source: the annotation of a GenBank genome assembly
AUGGCGAUUGUGACGGUGAAACAAUAUUUAACUUCAGCAAUUGCUUGCUACAUCCCGACCGUGCCUUCUGGAUCUGAUUUUGAUAAGUUUUUAGAAAAUUAUUGCUGGGUGCAUGGAACCAUACCAAUUUUGGCAGGAGAGAAAAUACCGCAAACUUUGGACGAGUGGGCUUAUUUUGAUGGCAAACACAGAAUCAACUAUUACCAAUGGGUUCCGUUUGUGCUCGGUCUACAGGGCCUGUUGUUCUACAUACCUCGUAUUGUCUGGCAAGUAAUCUGUUCCCAUCAGGCUGGAACCGAUCUCCAGCAUUUGAUUGACGUAGCCAAUCAGGCCUCAAAGGCCGGAACAGACGAGCGUAAAAAAUUGAUCGCUCACGUGAUAAACUCAUUGGAUGCAAUGCUGUUUCAGCACCGGGAAUUUCGUGCCGGGACACUGACGAAUGUAAAGCGGCGAAUGUACAAGGCUUGCGGUAUUCUCGUGGCAAGCAAACGUUUGGGCACAUGGCUCGCAUUUACCUACUUCGUCAUCAAAGUACUAUAUCUGAUCAAUGCUAUUGGACAAUUGUAUAUGAUGCAACGAUUUUUGGGGUUCAACGAAUCUAUGAGUAACUUCGGUAUCGAAUUGGCUAACUAUAUGGCUGCUGGUCGUAAUUGGGAUCAAACGCGAAUAUUCCCUCGGAUCAGCUUCUGUUACCUAGAUGACAUUCGACAACUGGGUUCCACUAAUCGAUACGUUGCCCAAUGCGUUCUACCAGUGAAUAUGCUUAACGAAAAGUUGUAUAUUUUCCUGUGGUACUGGACUGCUGUAGUUGCAAUAUUCACCGCGUUGAGCAUUCCCCUGUGGCUAAUUCGUUUGACAAUUGUGCGUAAUCGAUUGAAUUUUAUAAAAAAAUUUCUACGCCUGAAUGACCAGUUUCACAAAGCCGACAAACAGUUGGUAGAUAUGUUCACUAAAGAAUUUCUGCGACAUGACGGGGUUUUUCUUUUGCGUAUGCUUUCAAUCAAUGUCGGAGAUGUGAUCACUUCGGAGGUGAUAUCGGAAUUGUGGCAAUUGUACUGCAAUAAAUACACCACCCCACUCCGAUCGGACGACGAAUCUAGUCCACCCGAGCCACCAAGCCUGCGGGACCGACGAGCCACUGCACCGGAACCGCCACAUCUGGGACCGACAACGUACAGCUCACAGACAGAUACGCGCAAUGCAAUGAGUGCGACAGAUUUUGUCGGUCUGUACAACAAAUAUCGAUUGGCCAAUUUCAUCGGAGUCGAUGACUGGGCAGAUCGGUUGAGCUAUUUCUACUCCUUUGUCCUGAUUCUCGCAUGCACAUUUAUGGUCACCUCGAAAACCUAUCUGCUUCGACCGAUUGCUUGUCAUAUGCCCACUGCUCCAGAUGGGGCCAAUUUCAAGAACUACGUGGAAUCUGCCUGUUGGGUGUUGGGCACUGUACCGUUACGAGCGAACGAAACGAUUCCGCAACAAGUGUCCACUUGGGAGGAAUUAGAAAAGCAUCGUCGAAUUAAUUACUAUCAGUGGGUGCCGUUUAUGCUCGCACUACAGGCAAUCAUGUUCUACAUACCUCGUUUAGCUUGGCAGUCGGUCAGUUUUAAUCGUCUGGGCACGGAUCUGAAUCAGCUUGUGGGCAAAGCAUCUGAAGCGCUCAUGGCCCCGUCGGAUUCGAAACGCACCGAAUGUAUUCAACAAGCCGCCCGAUCCUUAGAAUUGCUCUUGUUCGCUCAUCGGGAAUAUCGACACGGGAUAUUGGCCGAUCUAAGACGAUCCAUGUCCGGCCUGAUUGGCUUCCUGUUUGUCAGUAAGCGCCUGGGCACGUGGACUGUGUUCGCCUAUUUCUGUAUCAAACUAGCCUACUUAGGAAACGCUUUGAUACAGCUGUAUAUCAUGAUGAUAUUUUUGAAUUAUGAUCGAAAUAUGUUUCUUUUCGCGUGGAAACUGUUAGGCAAUCUAUUAUCCGAAACAUAUUGGACCGAGUCUCUGUAUUUUCCACGUAUUUCUUAUUGUAUACUACGAUUACGCCAUUUGGGUGCACGAGAAAAUAUGUAUACUGGUGUCUGUGCCCUACCGAUCAACAUGUUCAAUGAAAAAAUCUAUAUUUUUCUAUUUUUCUGGAUCAUGGUGGUUAUGAUGUGUACGGCAUUGAGUCCGUAUCAUCGAGGCUUAGAACCCGACUUGAAACGUCCACGACGUGCCCAGAAGGCCAUGGACCCCUUGGUACGUAGAAAUGUGGAAGCGUUCGUCAAUCGGUUUCUUCGCUACGAUGGUGUGUUCCUGAUUCACGUGAUGACAGCCAAUGCAGGGGAUGUGGUCACCGCGGACAUAGUGGCUCUGUUAUGGCAUGCUUGGACCACACGAUAUGCUGGACGUCCGGAAUGGGAACAUCCAAGCGAUGUCUCGGACAGUGAUACACCACAAUUGGAAGAUAUUCGAACCUAUACAGAGUCCAUAAUGUCCGGGCGUGAGACGGAGACAGGCAAUUUCCCCGGUCUACGCAAACGACCGCAUGAGAUGCGAGUGGCUCACCAGCGUCGAUCGCUUCCUUAUUCAUUUGUAAAAUGCAACUGUUAA